Messenger RNA from Ostrinia furnacalis (Asian corn borer), 3445 nucleotides. It is a transcript of the gene pasilla, whose product is annotated as RNA-binding protein Nova-1-like protein passilla. The record is from RefSeq and is a predicted model, not a curated record. Lineage: Eukaryota; Metazoa; Arthropoda; Insecta; Lepidoptera; Crambidae. The transcript has 11 exons. The coding region runs from base 284 to 1921 and encodes 545 amino acids. Gene Ontology annotation, molecular function: RNA binding.
GAACAACUUCACGUCGGUCGAGCGCCACACACAACAAUCGCAGCAGUAUCGACAAACGUUCACAAAACGUUUAGACGUAAAAACUAUAGUGUCACUUCUCUCCUUAUUUUAGUAACUAGACCACACAAAAUUUAUAUUUUUUCCGUUGUUUAGUUGUAUAAGUGUUAAGUGUAAUAGAUAAAGUUUAUAUAAUGCAUAGUGCCGCAACCGUAUACGCAUCCUGAAGCAAUUACGUAAUGGGAAUUAUGCUAGAGAAGUUUAAAGUUUUGCCCUGAAAUUCAACAUGGCCGCUGACACAGGAAUGGAUACUUGUCCCAGUCCGGAAAUCACGGACUCUAGAAAAAGACCGCUGGAUGGCGACUCAGAGAAUGGAGACGUCAAGAGAUCACACUUCAGCUCCGUGCAAGACUUGGUGACGGCCUUGCCACUGGCCAACGGCCAUGGCAAUAUAACGUCUCAUUUCGCUGUGGAGCCGACGUACCACUUCAAGGUGCUGGUGCCGUCGAUGGUGGCGGGCGCCAUCAUCGGCAAGGGCGGCGAGACCAUCGCGCAGCUGCAGAAGGACACCGGCGCCAGGGUCAAGAUGUCCAAGUCACAUGACUUCUAUCCCGGCACAACAGAGCGCGCGUGCCUGAUCACCGGCUCCGUGGAAGGCAUCAUGGUGGUGCUGGACUUCAUCAUGGACAAGAUCAAGGAGAAGCCGGAGCUCGUCAAGCCAUUCCCCGAGGGCGUGGACACUAAGAUGCCGCAAGACAGGGACAAGCAGGUCAAGAUCCUAGUGCCGAACUCCACAGCGGGCAUGAUCAUCGGCAAGGGCGGCAACUACAUCAAGCAGAUUAAGGAGACCAGCGGCAGCUACGUCCAAAUCUCGCAGAAGGCCAAGGAGCUGUCGCUGCAGGAGAGAUGCAUCACGGUUGUCGGCGAGAAGGACGGCAACAAGAAGGCGUGCCUGAUGAUCCUGCAGAAGGUGGUCGACGACCCGCAGUCGGGCUCGUGCCCGAACGUGUCCUACGCCGACGUGGCCGGCCCGGUGGCCAACUACAACCCCACCGGGUCGCCGUACGCCGUGUCCUCCGAGGUGACCGAGAGCCACGGUCUCGGCGGGUCGGUGGGCGGCGUCGGCGGCGUGGGCUCCGUGUUGGUUAACGGCGCGGCGGCGGCGGCGGCGGCCGGGCUCGGCGCGCUGUCGCUCACGCUGUCGCUGGCGCCGCCGGGCACGCCGCCGCCCGCGCCGCUCACGCAGCACACGCUCGACCACAUCAAGGUGGCUCUCCGCCAGUCCGGCUACAGUGAGGCGGGCGUGACGGAGAUCGCGGCGGCGCUGGCGCUGCUGGUGAAGCACGGCGUGCUGGGGCUGGCGCUGCCGCAGCCGAUGCCGCACGCGCCGCUCUCCGCCGCCUACUUCCCGCUGCCGGCGCAGGACCCGCCCGCCGUCUUCGGCCCCAUCGGCCAGGUCGGACUUGGCGGCGCGCGCGGCGGCUCCUUAGACCGUUUCGCGGAGGUUGCAUUCGAGGCGCUUCGCCCCCCAGCCGUGGCGCCCAUCUCGCUGUCGGGCGGCGUGGGCGGCGUCGGCGGCGUGGGCGGCGUGUUCCCGUCGGGCUCGCUGCUGCCGCUGUCCAAGAGCCCCACGCCGGCCGAUGCGGGCGCUAAGGACUCCAAGAAUGUGGAGAUCGCCGAGGUCAUCGUCGGGGCUAUACUUGGCCCCGGCGGCCGCAGCCUGGUGGAGAUCCAGCAGAUGUCGGGCGCCAACAUCCAGAUCUCCAAGAAGGGCACGUUCGCGCCCGGCACCCGCAACCGCAUCGUCACCAUCACCGGCACGCCCACCGCCAUCAGCAACGCGCAGUACCUCAUCGAGCAGAAGAUCCAGGAAGAGGAGCUUAAACGCACUCGCCACAACGCCAUCUCCGGCCUCAUGCAGUGAGCAGCGCCGCACUUGUAUGCGCACGCGGCGGCUCGCUCGAGCCAGGGAGCAUACAACGCCAACGUGAUACAAAGUUUCCAUCUAUGCAUAAGAAUUACCAUAUCUUUCAAACGUUGUAUACCUCCGCCGCUGCUUGCGCGACACCUCGACUCGACUGUGUUUUAGUAUUUACUUUAUUUUCACUUGCCUAACGCAAAUUUUAACCGACAUUGUAUUGACGACUCAACGAGAAAUUGUAUAUUUUGUUUUAAUUUUCGGAUUUUGAAACAGUCGCACGUCGAGGUCAACGCAUACCAACUAUCCUAAGUAAUGAUUCAAUUCUUCAGUCGCGUUACGCGGCCACUGUUGUAUUAAGCAAUAAGCCAUAACUAGUGAAAUCGUGAUAUCGCCGGAUAGUGACGUUGAUCGGCCGUAGGGUACGUUUGAGACCGCCGGAUCGCAACCGAAGGACAUCUCAAGAUACGUCUUGGCCUCGAGUUCGCCUCAUCUUGAAACGGAGUGACAUUGAAUAGUACAAGAUGAAUUCAUUAAGCAUAUAAGAUCAGCUCCCUGUUCCAAGGUGAGGCGUGUCGAGGCGUUAGAUGGCCUUUAGACUCGAUGGGGAAACGGCCGACUCAGUGCAAACACGCGCAAGCGACGUUGCGGACGCUUGCACGUGUUUACAGGCGCACAAUGUGCAUCCAUUUUCCGUAAGGUUUCUAAAUGGAAGCCCAUUGACCGCUCAAGGCAGUCGGCCAAGCGCGAGUCGCCAGCAGCGCCCGAGCGCCGCUCGCGAGCGCGCGGACGCACGCGCGAACCGAACAACGAAUAAUCUUUCUAAGCGGUUAUAGGUGUUACGUGUAUCGUUAAGGAUCGGCCGACGGGCUUUCGACGUCUAUCUGCGUAAAGUCAGAUAGGAUGACGCGAUAAUAAUAAGUAUAGGUAGCGUCGUUAGAAUAAGUGCAAUAUUUCUCGACGCCCGGAGGCACGCGUUGUUCGGCGAACGUUCGCGCGCGCGUCCGCCGGGGAGGGACGCAAGUACAACGCUGGACCGCUCUAGUAUAGUUUAGUUCUAGUCAAUCUGCCGACGCGGGACCUCGCAGCGGGAGGGCGCGAGUUACCUGAGCGUAGUUAAGUUUAUUUACCGACGGAGAGUAUAAGUUAACGCAGCUCUCGAUGGGGCCGCGCGCCGCCGGGCCGCGCCGCAUCGGGCCGGGCCGGGCUGUAGCAACUAAUGUUCGUUAAAUAAGGCCCGCCCCGCGCGCGCGCCCCUAUCGACACAUAGUUACCUAUUUACAAUUAAAUAGUUUAUCUAUAUUGAUUUUUUGCAUGUACUAUAAUAAUAGUGGUGUUACAUAAUAUUAUAUUAUUGCUAUAUUUUACGUUGUAUGACGAGUGAAGUCUCGCUGCCUAGCAGGCGGACGUUGUUUAAGAUGUAAUUGAAAGAUUGUGAUAUAUCCUAUCACGGAAAUUCCUAUUCCAUUGCACAUUUUAUUUUUGUAUAAUAUUCACCACGUACAUCGUUUACGAGUUGAUUUCAUUGUA